UACGGGGUCGUCUUUGUCUGUGACGCUCAUAGUAACCUUGGAAAGUCUCUAGAUCCCGGAAAUAUGUGUGGUGGGGAGGCACAGCAGGUCUGUUGUGUUAACCGUUGAGGGAUCGCACAAAUAUACGACUCGAGGUAAGCUUAUUACAUAGUUGAUCCAUCAGAUGAACUUAUCGGCUAGCUUUGCCAAAUUCUGUAGAAGGUAAUCUAUCUUGAAGGUGCUUGGCCCCCAUCUCUCGCCCGUAGGCUUAUGCGAGACUUGAUGCAUCUCGCUAAUAUGAGAGGUCAUGGACUUCAGCCCAACUCUUGUUGGUUGAGUAUCUCGUAACAAAGCUGCAUGUCAUCACCUAGGUACCUAGGUUAGUCCUAAAUAGGAAAAUAAGGAUCGGGAAAUGAGCGGGACACUGCAUUGUUCUCCAAGAUCCAUCUCAUCCCUAUUUACAGGAACGAAAAGCUUUCCGAGGGAUACUAGUCUUGCCCCCCUUUGAGCCCACCUCAGCGGCUACCUUCACUUACUCUCCCCCUCUUACCUCACUUUCAUCCCCUUUAUAUUUCUUACAGUCUUUUUUGAAUCUAAGUAUUAUACAUAUAACAUGGCGGAUGUAAGCGCAGACUACGUCAUCGUCGGUGGCGGCCUGGCCGGAUGUGUCGUAGCCUCCCGCCUCAGCCAGAGUGACAAAAAGCCUACCGUCAUUCUCUUAGAAGCUGGAGCUGAUCCAUCCAGCAACCCCGCCGCCGCCAGCUUCAUAAGCGGCCUGUCGCUCCUGGGCGGUGAGUUCGACUAUGUGUAUCAAAGUGAGCCCGUGGCGAACACAGAUAACCGGGUGCACACUCUGAACACCGGCAAGGUCUUGGGUGGAGGCACCAUCCUCAACUACGGUGGUUGGCUGCGCGCGGAUGCGGCGGAUUAUGACGAGUGGGCUGAGGUAGUCGGGGAUCAACGCUGGAGCUACAAAGGUCUUAAGCCUUGGCUUCGUAAGACGGAAAGCUUUCACGACAAGGGAGCGGACCCGGAGGAGCAUGGCUUUGACGGUCCGAUGCAUGUCACUUCAGUCUCUGCCGCUCAGUCGGGGGCACGCAAAUAUCUACUCCGCGAACCUGUGAGAGAGGCAUGGGAAGAGCUUGGAGUGUCUCCUAAUCUGCAGAGAGAGGAUGGCAGGAUUGGAGGUUUGGCGGAGAUGAAUGAGAACUCUCAUGACGGAAUGCGACAGCCGUCUAACCUGGUCUAUCCACUCAAUGACGUGAAGGUCUUUACCAACACCACUGUGCAUAGAGUCACUUUCUCAGGUACCACGGCAACUGGAGUAGAGCUGGCCGACGGUCGCAAAAUCACUGCGCAGAAGGAGGUCAUUCUUUGCGCUGGCGCUUACGGCACCCCGAAAGCUCUUCUACUCUCAGGCAUCGGCCCCGCUGCUACUCUCAAAGAACAUGCCAUUCCCAUCGUGCACGAAUCCCCACAAGUAGGCCAGAAUCUCCACGACCACUCUGUCAUCUACCUCGCCUACCGCCUACACGACCCCUCUCUCGGGUAUGCUCUCGGUAGUGCCCCAUGGCAGGAUCCCGCACUUUUCAAGAGUCUACCAUGGGACUGGAUCGUCAGCCAACCCUUACCCGCAGAGAUCAUCACGAAGCAUGAAUCCAACGUGGAGAAGCAGAAGCGAAACCUCUACGAGGUAAUUUCCGUCUACGUCCCCCCAGGCAUCCCGGGGAUUCCUAUCGACGGCACCCACAUCGCGACCUCCACCAUGCUGCUCCUGCCCACCUCCCGCGGGACGGUGUCCAUUCGCUCCAAGAACCCGAACGACCCCCCACGCAUCCAACCGAACUAUUUCUCCACCCAGCUGGACCGUGACACGAUCGUCCAUGCCACUCGCCAAACCCUUAACGCGAUGCUAGCAAGCAGCUCUAUGAAGCCCAUCGUCGAGAGCGAAACUCCGCCUUCAGGGGAAGGGUUGGACGGCCUGACGCCGCUCACGGCUACGUCCAGCGACGAGGAGAUUGAAGAGAGGAUGCGGCGCACGGGGACGCAGCAUCACCACUCGGGAGGCACUGCGGCGAUGGGCAAGGUAGUGGAUGUGGAGGGGAAAGUGUUCGGUGUCAAGGGUUUGAGAGUUGCGGAUGCGAGUAUUGUUCCGCUACCCAUGGGCGGGCAUCCACAGGCGACUCUUUAUGCUAUGGCUGAGCAGCUAGUUAGUAUGAUUCUCAAGGAUGAAUGAAAGUAGGUGCUUGAGUGGGUAUAUAGUGAGGGAUGCCUAAGCUCUAUUCAUCAAUACAAUAGCUCUGAGCGACGUCUCUGUGCUUUGAUAUCAGUUCUAGCAAUAACAUCACGAUAUGGCUAGUAUUCAUAACUCUAUCGCCGGAAAGAUGUAUACCCCUUAUUAAAUAUAUACCUGGAUACCUACCCACUAUUAGGCACUCAUAAGUAGGUACAUAUAUGGUCUCUAUCAUAUCCGGCGAUUCGUUACAAGCACUUGCAAGCAAGUUAAAAACUCCAAGGUCCAGGAAGGUCAUACAGAACUGCGGCAUGAAAUACUUCAACACAACUGAAAUAAGGCGAAAA
Hypoxylon fragiforme is the source of this 2559-nucleotide messenger RNA. RefSeq names its product choline dehydrogenase. NCBI's taxonomy places the organism in Eukaryota, Fungi, Ascomycota, Sordariomycetes, Xylariales, Hypoxylaceae. The transcript is spliced from 2 exons. The coding region runs from base 593 to 2215 and encodes 540 amino acids. The record is from RefSeq and is a predicted model, not a curated record. Gene Ontology annotation, molecular function: flavin adenine dinucleotide binding; oxidoreductase activity, acting on CH-OH group of donors.